This is a messenger RNA of Caenorhabditis sp. 36 PRJEB53466, 457 nucleotides long. Lineage: Eukaryota; Metazoa; Nematoda; Chromadorea; Rhabditida; Rhabditidae. The record is from the annotation of a GenBank genome assembly.
AUGAUCGCCGGUUCAAAGAUCUACGCUCUCUUCUUGGUAGCUGCCGUGCUUUCAACAAUCUCGGCUCAAGGUGAGAACAAAAUUCAUGACCACCAAGUACUUUCUGCUUCAGCUUCGGCUCUUCCGACGGUCAUGCCAACUGUCUGCACCGCCACAGAAGAACUCGCUCUCCCGUGCGUCUGCUGUAAAAAGGCGUGCUGGUAUGGCAUCACGGAUGUAAGUAUAUGCACCCAGAGCCAAGCGGAUGUGGCUAGAAGGGCAAAGACCAUUGGAGAUUAAAAACUUCCAAUUAUAGCUUUUUCUCUUAUUCAUUAAAGUCAUCAUCACUUUUUUUUAGAUGACAACCUCCUACUUCGGCCACAUGCCCGGUGAACGGACGGAUGCCGAGGCCAAGUUCACGCUGGCCAUGAUGCGUCAGUGCUUCGCGGUCGAGUGCGCCGACGUGUGCCCGCAGUGA